UAUGGCGGACGCUGUCAGUGGUUUGCGUAAGUUUACUACGGAUUUAUCACUAUACGAAAAAGGAAGACCAGAAUACACACAAGAAUCUGUUAAAUUUCUCCUAAAUCGUGUUGGUGUACUACCCUGGGACAGGAAGGAGUCCAUAAAACUUUUAGAGAUUGCCUCUGGAACCGGAAAAUUUACGCGAGCAAUGGUUAAGGUGCUCGAGGGAGAAAAAGCUAAUGUGGAAGUCAUUGCCAGUGACUCUCAGGAGGUAAUGUGCGACACGUUCCGACGUCUAGUCCCUGGUAUUGAGGUACAUCGCUUCCCGGCAGAAAAAAUUGCACUGCCAGAUGAAAGCAUUCCAGUAAUAAUUUGUGCACAAUCAUUUCACUGGUUUGCAAGUGAAAAGUCUGCUGCUGAGAUUUGUCGAGUUCUGAAGCCUGGAGGGAAGUAUGGCAUGAUUUGGAACCACAGAGAUUUAUCUGUUCCAUGGGUGAGAGCCAUGCAAGAUAUUGUUGAUCCGUUUGUGAGACAAAAAGAUAUGCCAGGUGAUCCUAGAGAACUAAAAUGGAUGGAAAGUUUAAAUAGCUCUGGGAAAUUUACCUCUGUAGAAAGGGACACCAGCUGUAGAACAUAUGUGGAAGGCAACAUUGAUAGAAUAAUGUCUGUGAUCAUGUGUAUCAGUGCAAUCAGCCAAAGCAGUGAGGAAAAGAUAGCAAUGGUCAAAUCUGAGAUUAGUGAUAUUCUACUCAACCACCCUGAUUUAAAAGGAACACAAGUUUAUAAGCUACCUUAUAUCACAGAUAUCUGCUGGUGUACUAAAUUAUGAUCAGACUUCAUGAUUGUGGUUAGUGUUUGUUAAACAGUAACACAAGGUACAGUAGACCAGCAACUUCAGGCUUGUAAAGAAAAAUGAAAGCUUCGGUGGAAUAUAGUGUGAUAAGUGGAUAAAUUAAUUUUUCAGUAUUUAACUUGAAUGAAUUAUGGCUAUUAAUAAGCCCAUGUUUUUUCACUUAUUUUUGAUUAAGGAAGGCUAACAGCCUUUGGAUUAUUCAGAUUAUGUAUGUUGAUUACCUUGGUCUCAAAUUCUCGUAUACCAGUCAUAAUUUAGAUCAAGGUAGAUGUACUGAUAGGUAAUCAGCUAAUUACAACAAUUAGGAUAUGUUAGAAAGUGAAUUAUAAAGUCAUAGUUCGAAUUGGUAAUUAUUGUUUGGAAAAUAAACAUGUCUAUCACCAGAAA
Molecule: messenger RNA, 1222 nt
Organism: Stylophora pistillata
Lineage: Eukaryota; Metazoa; Cnidaria; Anthozoa; Scleractinia; Pocilloporidae
Molecular function (GO): S-adenosylmethionine-dependent methyltransferase activity
Source: RefSeq, a predicted model, not a curated record